AGGGAUUUCCUGAUCGUCCUAACCCUGCAUUUGCAAAAGCAAAAGCAGUAGCGAAUAAUCUGUUGUUACAGACAUUAUUCAUCUGCCAUGUAGGAAUGAGAACUUUAGAGUACCUGAGUACAUGUGGAACUGAUUUAUUGAUGACUGAGUAUAAUUUCCCUGAUCAUUUUGCACAGGCAGAAUCUCACCUGACUUUGAUGGAAAAUUUAGCUGGUAAUCCGGACGUUUGGAAGAAAGAGGAUGGGUCAAACGCCAUCAUUUACAACUAUUUUGAAGGUGACAUUAAUAGCAUGGUGGAUGCUCAUUUUAUCCGUGCCUUAAGCAAAGGCAGGCCAACUUCCAGCUACAGAAAAGGCCCAGUGGAGGACCGGCAAUUGGAAUGCUCAUCUUCUUUGGGUCCUGCGGGUCCUCAUAAGUCUUCAACACAUGCCCCACUUCAGACAGCUCUGGAGCCUCUCACAACCCCGCCUCUGUCCUUUGGUCUGACCAGUGAAACCCUGAACCUGCUGACUGGAGGGCCCGGGCAGGAACUGCCCUCUCUGUUCUACUCGCUGCCGGAGCCUGCUAAGGACCUUGACCUGAUGGAGAGAAAUUAUGUGAGUUCUCUGCUCAGAGUGAUGCACAGUGACCAGCCAGAACUGGGGACAGUAGUGGUGGCUGGAUCCAAGGCCGGGGUCCUCCACAGCUGGGCCCACAACCAUUUGUACACACAGCAGCCUAACCCCGAUCAAAGACAUAACUCUGGUAGAUUAUAUCUUCCUACUGACUAGAAACUGCAGUACUUCAUUAAUGUCUAUUGGUGCUAUGCAACGCUGAGCCAGAAUGUGACUUGUCAACUUCAGGAAACCUGACAUGCAUCUGUGUAUCUGCAUUAGCAUGUUGUGUAAGAUGUGCAGUGUAGCAAACGCCAUUAUCCAACAUCACCUCUUUCUUGAAGAGGUUUAUAAGGUAGUUUCAUUUAGCAGUUCUAUAUAGGGAUGUUGACUAAUUUAUUUUGGUGUCAGGGUUACAUGGUAUGGGCAUUACCUUCCACAUGCGUUUGUGAUGAUUAGGUUAAUGAAGUGUUUUUAAAACAGCUUUUGACUAUGCCUAUAACAUGGCAAUGUGCUUGGAUAUGGGCCUUUCUCUUCUGAUUUAUGCAACCUGAUAGUCUGGAAUCCAAAAACAGUGCGGCUGGAACAGAGAGCUCAAAUAACUAAUAAAAUCACCAAAAGAAGACUGAAAUAUGGUUUUGUUUUAUCAUCUGAAAUAUAUCAGGUAUUCUUAUUUCAUGAUGAAAGAUAAUUCAAAUCUGUUGUCGACAAACAUCGCGCCAGUGAAUCUGAAUAAUUUUGAAACAGCACUGCCAUCUAGUGACAGAUAAUGAUACUGACAGAUGAAAAGUACAAAGUAUUUUGGUAACAUAUUCAUUCAACCUUUAUUUAUUCUCGGAGAGUCAUUGAGGGUAGCCCUCAUUUUCAAUGAAGCCGAGAU
This is a messenger RNA of Sardina pilchardus (European sardine), 1473 nucleotides long. It is a transcript of the gene vgll1l, whose product is annotated as vestigial like family member 1. The record is from RefSeq and is a predicted model, not a curated record. Lineage: Eukaryota; Metazoa; Chordata; Actinopteri; Clupeiformes; Clupeidae. Gene Ontology annotation, biological process: regulation of DNA-templated transcription. The transcript has 3 exons. Bases 96 to 770 code for a protein of 224 amino acids. Gene Ontology annotation, cellular component: nucleus.